AGCCAAAGAAGUCUUGUCAACUUCAUAAGAAACAAAUUCCGCAACUUUGCCAACAUGUGGCUUGAAUUGUUGUUAGUGUUUGUUAUUGGUGGCAUAUUGUUCUAUCGUUGGGGCACUGAAUACGAUGACCACUUCAAAAAGCGCAACAUACCCCAUGACAAACCGGUGUUCCUUUUAGGUAGUGCCAGAGAUGUUAUGAUGGGACGCAAAUCGGCUUUACAAGUCAUGUGUGAAUUUCAUCAGAAAUUCAGCGGCAGUGCCUAUGGAGCCUUUGAUAAUCGCAAACCGGUUUUGAUGAUACGUGAACCGAAAAUGGUCAAACACAUUCUCAUCGAUGCUUUCAAUCACUUUGUCAAUCGCAAUAAUUGCAUACCGGUCAAUGAGGCCAGCCUCUUUACCAACUCCAUAUUUAUGAUGGAAAAUUUAAAAUGGAAUGAAAUGAGAAAAACUUUAAAUCCUGUUUUUCGCGGCAAUAAAAUAGAACAAAUGCUUGGCUUAAUGUUGAAAACAGUACAUGAGAAUAUGUCCGAUUUUAGAGAUCAACAUAAGAAUGCAAAUGCUGGUGGUUUUGAGGUGGAUGUUAAGGAUUUAACAAUGCGUCUAACCAAUGAUAUCAUAGCCUCUGUAGCUUUUGGGGUGGAAGUGAACUCUCUACGGGACAAGGAGAAUGAGUUUUAUAUGCAAUCGAAGAGGGCUAUAUGUUUUACUCCCUUUCAACAUAUGAAAAUAUUUUUCAUGAUGUUAUUCCCCAAGAUAGCAGAGUUUUUCAAAAUGGAUUUCCUCGGUAGGAAAUCCUCCGAUUACUUCUUCCAUUUAGUCAUGGAUGCUAUGAAACACCGGGAAGAAGAGAACAUUCAACGCCCAGAUAUGAUUGAUCUGUUAAUGGAAGGCCGCGGUAGAUGGUCGGACAUUGAAAUUGCCGCCCAGUGCCUAAUUUUUCUCUUUGCCGGUUUUGAAACAACAUCCGGGGCAAUGGGCUUUGCUGGUCAUGAGCUAAUGGAAUAUCCAGAAGUUCAACAGAAAUUAUUCGAAGAAAUUCAGGAAGUGGAUAAACAAUUGCAAGGUAAACCUCUCACCCAUGAAAUACUACAAAAAAUGACCUACAUGGAUAUGGUGGUUUCGGAGGUCUUAAGAAAAUGGCCCGUGGCCAUGGUUUCAGAUCGUACCUGUACCAGUGACUAUGAUUAUGUAUCGCCCAUAAGUGGAGAUAGAAUUUCCAUUAAAAAGGAUGAAUUGGUGCGCAUACCUACGUGUGCCCUACAAAGAGAUGCCAAGUAUUUUGAAAGUCCUGAGAAGUUAAAACCGGAACGUUUUAGUGCGGAAAAUAAGUCGAAAAUUGAAACGGGCACCUAUUUGCCAUUUGGAUUGGGAGCACGUAAUUGUAUUGGAAAACGCUUUGCCCUACUUGAAAUAAAGGCCUUCCUUUUUUAUGUGCUGCGUGAUUAUCGCUUGGAAGCUUCUUCAAAAACUUGCCUUCCCAUGGAAUUGGAUAUGACCAGCAUGCAUUUGCAACCAAAAACCGGAUUCUGGUUACAAUUUAAACCAAGAAAACAUUAA
Molecule: messenger RNA, 1557 nt
Organism: Stomoxys calcitrans (stable fly)
Lineage: Eukaryota; Metazoa; Arthropoda; Insecta; Diptera; Muscidae
Product: probable cytochrome P450 9f2
Exons: 4
Coding region: 55-1557 (500 amino acids)
Molecular function (GO): monooxygenase activity; heme binding; oxidoreductase activity, acting on paired donors, with incorporation or reduction of molecular oxygen
Source: RefSeq, a predicted model, not a curated record